Meriones unguiculatus (Mongolian gerbil) is the source of this 3601-nucleotide messenger RNA. It is a transcript of the gene Ttk, whose product is annotated as TTK protein kinase. The coding region runs from base 455 to 2848 and encodes 797 amino acids. Lineage: Eukaryota; Metazoa; Chordata; Mammalia; Rodentia; Muridae. Gene Ontology annotation, cellular component: spindle; nucleus; kinetochore. Gene Ontology annotation, biological process: meiotic spindle assembly checkpoint signaling; mitotic spindle assembly checkpoint signaling; peptidyl-serine phosphorylation. The transcript is spliced from 23 exons. The record is from RefSeq and is a predicted model, not a curated record. Gene Ontology annotation, molecular function: protein serine/threonine/tyrosine kinase activity; protein binding; ATP binding.
CAAUCAGGACUGACGCCGCCACGUGACGAGCCGUAGCCAAUAGGAGGAGGCCGUGGAGGCAGCGGGGAAAUUCAAACGUGGUUCCGGACAGGGGUUAGGGUUCCGCUGUUUUUGUCUGCAGCUUGGCCUUCGGAGACGUGUUUCCAAAAGUAAUGUUUUGUCUUCAUUCUGAAAGAUGAGUUAUAAUUUAGAAAUGGAGGCUGAAGAAUUAAAUGGCAGAAAUUUGACAAUUGACUCCAUAAUGAACAAAGUGAGAGAUAUUAAAAAUAAGAUAAAUGAAGACCUUACGGAUGAGCUAAGCUUGAGUAAAGUCUGUGCUGAUCCCACAGGGUUUCUCUGUGUAGCCUUGGCUGUCCUGGACUCGCUUUGAAGACCGGGCUGGCCUCAAACUCACAAAAAUACACCUGCUUCUCUUUCCCAGAGUACUUGGAUUAUAGAAACUGUUAACCAAAUUAUGAUGGUGGCGAACACCCCAGAGAACUGGUUGAAUUUCUUGCUGAAACUAGAGAAAACCAGCGCCCCCCUCAAUGAUGUUCUUUUAAAUAAGCUGAUUGGUCGGUAUAGUCAAGCAAUUGAAGCGCUUCCUCCAGAUAAAUAUGGCCAGAAUGAGAGCUUUGCUCGAAUCCAAGUGAGACUUGCUGAAUUAAAAGCCAUCCAAGAGCCUGAUGAUGCGCAGGACUACUUUCAAAUGGCCAGAGAAAACUGCAAGAAGUUUGCUUUUGUGCAUGUGUCUUUUGCACAGUUUGAACUGUCGCAAGGCAAUCUGAAAAAAAGUGAACAGCUUCUGCAUAAAGCUGUAGAGAGCGGAGCAGUGCCACUGCAGAUGCUGGAGGUUGCCAUCCGCAACCUGCACCUCCAGAAGAAGCAGCUGCUUUCAGAGCAGGACAAGAAGAGCUUCUCAGUACUAACUGCCCAAGAGUCAUUCGCCAGUUCACUUGGAAAUUUACAGAAUAGGAGCAUCAGUUGUGAUUCCAGAGGACAGGCUCCUGCAGCCAGGAUUUUAUAUGGAGAAAACAUGCCUCCUCAAGAUGCAGAAAUAAGUCAUCAAAAUCCCUUAAAGCAAACUACCAAAACUAAGCGGUCCUGCCCCUUUGGAAGAGUCCCAGUUAACCUUCUAAACAGCCCAGAUUACCAUGUGAAGACAGAUGGUUCAUCAGGGCCAAAUUUUACAAAAAGAAAGAUAUCUGGAUCAGAAUACCGAGAUUUGAUUGUGCCUGGAUCCAAAUCAAGUGGAAAUGAUUCCUAUGAAUUGAGAGGUUUAAAGCCCAUUCAAACUGUCCAUUUUAAAGACUCUCUGAUAUCCAAUGAGAAGAGUCCUGAACUUAUGUCUGACUUAGUAACCUUGAAGAAUAAAACAGAAUCAAGUCUUCUAACAAAAUUGGAAGAAACUAAAGUGUGUCAAGAACCAGAGAUUCCCGAAAGAAAGCACAGACAGUGGCAGUCUGCAAGAAAGCCAGAGUGUGUGAGCCAGAACCCUGCUGCAUUUUCACACCAGUGGCACAUUCCAGAUGCAACCCCAAAGGCUGAGAAAGAGCAGAAGUGCACCGCUGUUGAGCAGCUUGCCCUUUCGGUUUCAAAGCAAUCACCACCGAUGUCAGUUCCUAAGUGGAUGGAUCGAAAGUCUGUCAGUGAGACACCUAGUAACAAUUCCUUGGAUGAUUACAUGAGCUGUUUUAAGUCUUCAGUUGUAAAGAAUGACUUUCCACCUGCCUGUCCAUCAUCCACACCUUACAGCCAGCUUGCCUGCCUGCAGCAGCAACAGCAGCAAGGACUCAGUACUCCUCUUCAGAACCUACAGAUUUCAGGAUCCCCAUCAAUGAACGAAUGCAUUUCAGUUAAAGGAAGAAUUUAUUCCAUAUUAAAACAGAUAGGCAGUGGAGGUUCAAGUAAGGUGUUUCAGGUAUUGAAUGAGAAGAAACAUAUAUAUGCUAUCAAAUACGUGAACCUAGAAGACGCAGAUAGCCAAACUAUUGACAGCUACCGCAAUGAGAUAGCAUAUUUGAAUAAACUACAGCAACACUGUGAUAAGAUCAUCCGGCUUUAUGAUUAUGAAAUCACAGAACAGUACAUCUACAUGGUCAUGGAAUGUGGAAACAUUGACCUGAAUAGUUGGCUUAAAAAGAAAAAAUCCAUCAACCCAUGGGAACGCAAGAGCUACUGGAAAAACAUGUUGGAGGCAGUACACACAAUCCAUCAGCACGGCAUUGUUCAUAGUGAUCUGAAGCCUGCUAACUUUGUAAUAGUUGAUGGAAUGCUAAAGCUAAUUGAUUUUGGGAUUGCAAACCAAAUGCAGCCAGAUACAACAAGUAUUGUUAAAGAUUCUCAGGUCGGUACAGUUAACUACAUGGCUCCAGAAGCUAUCAGAGAUAUGUCUUCUUCAAGAGAAAAUGGGAAAAUCAAGACCAAGAUAAGCCCCAGAAGUGAUGUUUGGUCCUUGGGGUGCAUUUUGUACUAUAUGACUUAUGGAAAAACACCAUUUCAGCAUAUCAUUAAUCAGAUCUCUAAACUGCAAGCCAUAAUUGACCCUAGUUAUGAAAUUGAAUUUCCUGAGAUUUCAGAGAAAGAUCUUCAAGACGUGCUAAAGUGCUGCUUAGUAAGGAACCCAAAAGAGAGGAUAUCCAUCCCUGAGCUCCUCGCACAUCCGUAUGUUCAAAUCUCCCACCCAGGCAACCAGAUGGCUAGGGAAACCACCGAUGAGAUGAAAUAUGUUCUGGGUCAACUUGUUGGUCUGAAUUCUCCUAACUCAAUUUUGAAAGCUGCAAAAACUUUAUAUGAGCGUUAUAAUUGUGGUGAAAGUCAAGAUUCUUCAUCAUCCAAGCCUUUUGACAAGAAGAGAGAAAGAAAGUGAUGCACAGCUACUCACAACCAAAAACACUAAAUUAACUCACCUGCUCUAUGCUUGAGUCUGGAAAUCUACCUUAGGAAACAACCUUGCCUGGCUGUUCUCAGAAACAAACCUCAGGAGAUUAUCCUUGAAAGAAAACUGUAAACUUAACCACUAAUGGCACUGUACAUAUUAAAUUAUAGAGUUGCCCUUUUGUUUUAUGCUUUUCUGUAAAUGUAAUCUGUCUGGUAACAUUUCACACUUGAAGCAGUGGGUGGACAGCUGAAAUGUGGAAGACCUGUAAAUAAAGAGGAUGUUUUCUCUGAAGAUCCAUGUAAAUAAAGCUUUAUAGAAUGAGAGACACCAACGUUUUAGAGGUGUACAAUUUUCUUCAAUCAAAUGUAUUAUUGCCAUGGUAGCAAAAUUCUUAGAACAACUGGAUUAAGAGUAGACCUUAGUAAAUAAAGUAUAACAAAUUUCCAAAGGAUUUAGGAUUGUAAAUAGGGUGGGCUAUGGUGGCACAUGCUUUUAAUUCCAGUACUUGGAGGCAGAGGCAGGCGGAUCUCUGAGUUUGAUGUCAGCCUGGUUUAGAGCCAGUUCUAAGACAGCCAAGGCUACACAAACAACCUCCCCAGCCCCACAAAUUUCAUAAUUACCCAUGGCCCUGAUACCAUCUGUAUAAUAUCUGGUCUGCUUGUGGCCUUUGACUCUUCUUUGCACAAAUAGGGCUUGCUGUUCAGAGUACUGUGCUGGAGUUUGUGCUCUAAGUUGUAUAGU